AUGGUCAAACUUGACCUUGGUGAAAAUGAGUUUGUUGGGAACAUCCCAGUGUGGAUGGGAGAAACAUUUUCAAGAAUGAAGAUUCUCAUCCUCCGAUCAAAUAAGUUUCACGGUCCUUUACCUAGGGAACUUUGCCAUCUCAGUUCUCUACAAAUCCUUGAUCUUGCAGAUAACAAUUUUUCUGGAACCAUACCAAGAUGUGUCAAUAAUUUCACUGAGAUGAUGAAAAUGGGAUCUUCUGGACUAGAAGAACUAGAGUAUGGAUCUGAUGUAGAUUUUUAUUCAAGUUAUAUGGAGGGUGCAUUACUUGUGAAUAAAGGUGAAAUGGCUGAAUACAAUACAAUUUUGGAGCUUGUGAGAAUUAUAGACCUUUCAAAAAAUAACUUUUAUGGGGAGAUUCCCACCGAAGUAACAAAUCUUGGAGCACUGCAGUCAUUGAAUCUAUCUCACAAUUCUUUUACUUGUAGAAUUCCAAAGAACAUUGGUGCUAUGGGAUCACUAGAGACUGUUGAUUUCUCUGGAAAUCAACUUUCUGUUGAAAUGCCGCCAAGCAUUUCAAAUCUAACGUUUUUGAGUGUCUUGAACUUAUCCAACAACAAUCUAUCUGGGAAAAUUCCUUUAAGCACUCAACUACAAGGCUUUGAUGCAUCUUGUUUUGCUGGCAACAAACUUUGUGGUCCUCCCCUCCAAAAUAAUUGUACGGUUCCAACAACUGACAAUAGAAACAGAGGAGAGAAAGAUGAUAAUGAAGAUAAAGUGGAGUGGUUCUAUGUAAGCAUGGCACUCGGAUUUGUGGUGCGAUUUUGGAGUGUAAUAGGUUCCCUUCUAUUCAACAGGAGAUGGAGGUACAUGUAUUGUCAAUUCCUGGAUCGCCUCCAGGACAAACUGGGUAGUGUUCUUAGAAAAUGUUACUAG
This is a messenger RNA of Pistacia vera, 915 nucleotides long. Its product is annotated as receptor-like protein EIX2. The coding region runs from base 1 to 915 and encodes 304 amino acids. Gene Ontology annotation, molecular function: protein binding. The transcript has a single exon. The record is from RefSeq and is a predicted model, not a curated record. Lineage: Eukaryota; Viridiplantae; Streptophyta; Magnoliopsida; Sapindales; Anacardiaceae.